UCAGGAGCUACGAUAUAGCUCGCAGUCCAAAAGGCGAAGUUACGGCAUGGAAAACCUUCCUGCUGGAAAAUCUUGACUGCUCUGUGUUGGUGAAAUCAGAUUGUGACAGUCGUGAGGACAAAAUGUCAGCGUGUCUGCUGAGGAAGGGGCUGGAUCUGUCAGACUGACCAUGAAUGAAGCCAUGGAGUUCUUGAUGACCUGAGGUUCACCACUGGGCCUCGAGGAUAUAAAGAGAGUUGUAUUAUGUUGGUACAUAAUUGUGUCAAUAAACGAUCAAAACCAAUGCUGCCUGUUGUGUGUGUGUUCUCUUUAGAGUUUAAUCUGCACUAAUUGGAUUAUGUCCAUGUCUCCUAAUUGCUUGACAUAAAUGGUGGCAUGUAAAUGAACCGGUUUUUGGUCCCACAUUAACGAAAGUGACGUUUAUCGUUACCGGAAAUUAUGUACUUAAGGACCGUUGCAUAUAACUAUCCAUAAAUGGUCUCUACCUCAGGCUGUUGCAUUACAGAGACCGCCAGAGCACAAAGCGAUAUACAUAUUUUCUACUUGUGGGUUCUUUCGGCGGAUAUUAAAAUGUUACGAUGCAGUUUAAAAAAAAACCCGGAGACCGAAAGCGGUGACUCCCUUCGAAGACGGGCGGAGCUUUGUGAGCGCAUGCGCUGUAGACCAGCUGGGAAAACCGCCCCGCCUUCGCUACCAUUGAAGGGGCGAGGGUUAAAUAUCCCUGUGUGCAGGCCCCCAAUAAAACGCCGUGUCAGAAUAAACGGGAGAGCCUCAGUCCAGCUUCGGCCGCCUCGGACCAUCCUCUUCACCGAUGUUUGUGCCGUGGUUGCUGCCUGUGCUCCUGGCUCUGUCCGCAGAGGCCGACUUCUUCCAAUUCGACAGCAUUUCCAAUGUUUCUACUUACUAUUUUAAUUAUAUUUAUUGCAAUAUAUGGGAGGGGGAUUGUCAGCCCAACCAGGACGAUGCUACACAGCAAGCUGUUCCUACCACGAACCUUUGGGCAGGUUUUUCUCAGGACUACACCAGCCUGCUGCAUCAGUGGUACUGUAGUCUGGGCCAGUGCUGUGAAUCGGGAGACUGCAGGAUAACCAACAACAUCUCAGGUCUGGCGAGGGACCUUCAGACGAAGCUCCACGGGCAGCACCUGGUUCAGUCUGUGGUUCUGAAAGCCAUCCAGGGUUUCAUCAACAACCCAGAGUCCAACAAGCCGCUGACACUCUCCUUCCAUGGCUGGUCCGGCACCGGAAAGAACUUUGUGGCCCGGGUCAUCGCUGAUAACCUGUACCGCGACGGGGUGAAGAGCGAGUGUGUCCGACUGUUCAUCGCCCCGUUCCACUUCCCGCAUGCCAGGCUGGUGGACACGUACAAGGGCCAGUUGAGAGAGGCGAUCCGGGACAUGGUGUUACGCUGCCCUCAGACUCUCUUCAUCUUCGACGAGGCUGAGAAGCUUCACCCAGGCCUCAUUGAUGCCAUCAAACCCUACAUGGAUCAUUACGACAACGUAGACGGAGUCAGCUACCGCAGAGCCAUCUUCCUCUUCCUCAGUAAUAUUGGUGGAGCUACGAUCAAUGAUGUAGCGCUGGACUACUGGCACUCCGGUCAAAAUCGAGAGGACAUUGGUAUGGAAGACCUGGAGCAUCGUCUACGAGCUGAAACUAUGGAGUCUCAUGGUGGGUUCGCUCAAAGCGAGCUGAUGUCUGGCCACUUGAUCGACUUCUUCGUGCCGUUCCUGCCUCUGGAGUACCGCCAUGUCAAGCUCUGUGCGCGGGACGCCUACGCAGCACGAGGCCUGGAGACGGAUGAAGCUACGCUGGAUGAGGUGGCCAAGGCGAUGCUGUAUGUCCCCAAAGAGGAGAGACUGUUCUCAGCACAGGGAUGCAAAUCCAUCCCCCAGCGGAUCAACUUCUUUCUCCCUUAGAAGGAGAGACAGACCGACAGACAGAGAGAGAGAGAGAGAGACCUGGAGGAGGUGUGAGAUUGCUUUACCAGCCCAUCUGCGUACAGAGCCACAGCGGAGAUGUGUCCUCUCUGCUCUGCGUACUCUCCCCCAACAGAUACGAUACGUGUCUGUCCAGGUCCCUCAGAGAAGGCCAGACAGCAGGACUGAUCCAGUAUAAAAGGGGAGAGCAGCUCGACUCAUCCUGCAGACAUGAGUAGUGCCAGACGGUCAUCGCGUGCAGUGUGGCUGCUCUUCUUCACCUGCCCGGUUUGAAUCCUCACAGUAUCAAGACGGAGAAUUAGACAGUUGUAACGGUUUUGCAGCGUAUGUCAUGGAGAGAUACUGAUACACUUUUUGUCUCAUUAUUUAUGUCUGUUCACCUUGGCCAGCGUCUUAGUUGCACUGUUUUUAAAGUUUGACUUCAUACUUCUCGUGUUGUUUUUUGCCUGUAAAACAUAGUGCUAAAAUGAGCACUGAUUAUUUAUUGACCAACUUGAGUUGUGCCAUAGUUCAACAUUUUACUGUCCCAGAUUAUUUGUGUGGAGUUGUUUGAAUAAACAUUUGAUGGUAACGUAAGGUAAAUAUUAAAUGGCACUGUACUGUCAACAGUGUGGAUGUGUAACAGCUAACGUACGUGGUACUGUGAUGCAAAUGUUACUUGAAAUUGUUACUGAAAAUUUGAGUAUACGCCUCAAAAGCAAUAAAUCUAUUGAAAGUACUUUUUUUUUGUUGUAAAUAUGUUUAAUAACCAUGCUUUUAUUAUAUUUUUAAUAGUCAGUUACUAUUGUUUCACGUCUUGGUGUCGUCAUCAUUGCUCUUCAAUUUUCAUUCAAUUCAUCAAUUUUGGGCAUAGUUAACUAAUUUGUUUUUAUUCAAUGACUUGCUUUAACACUUGUACUCUCACACAGGUCUGAGGUUGUCUGCUUUAGUGCUUUCAGUGCCAAAGCUCAGGGUCGCGUCCCAAGAAGAACAUGAAAUGUCAGAAAUGGUUUUAUGAAAAUAAACAGCCACAGUAAACCAACAGAAGUUUCUUUAAUGCAUUCAUUUAAGAGGAUUCAUUUAUCG
This is a messenger RNA of Anarrhichthys ocellatus (wolf-eel), 3004 nucleotides long. It is a transcript of the gene tor3a, whose product is annotated as torsin family 3, member A. Gene Ontology annotation, molecular function: ATP binding; ATP hydrolysis activity. Bases 812 to 1918 code for a protein of 368 amino acids. The transcript is spliced from 10 exons. Gene Ontology annotation, cellular component: endoplasmic reticulum lumen; nuclear envelope. Lineage: Eukaryota; Metazoa; Chordata; Actinopteri; Perciformes; Anarhichadidae. The record is from RefSeq and is a predicted model, not a curated record.